GCGGAAGUUAGGGUUCGUUUCCGGGCGGCUGAUUCGAGGACUUGUUUUGUCACAAGUGGAGACUCUGAAAAGCUCCCUUAGGUGGACCAUGCCGUCUGAGGGUCGCUGCUGGGAGACUCUGCAGGCGCUGCGCAGUUCUGAGAAAGGUCGACUCUGCUACCACCGCGACUGGCUGCUGCGGGGCGAGGAUGUCUUGGAAGAAUGUAUGUCUCUUCCCAAGCUGUCUUCGUACUCCGGCUGGGUGGUAGACCAUGUCUUACCUCACACACAAGAGAACCCACCUUCUUCUGAGACCUCAGCAUCCUCUAGAUCCGCCUCCGCCCUCGACCAAACUUCAUGUGUUCCUGGAUCGCCUGUCAGAACCCCUGCCUGCUCACCAUCCUCCUCAGCAACUCCAGAUGGACCCGAGGGCAAACAUGAGUCCCGGCAUACAGAACCUAUGGUACUUCAGUCCUCCCGGGGGAUCCAGGUGGAAGGCUGCAUCCGAAUGUAUGAGCUGGUACACAGGAUGAGAGGGGCGGAGGGCCUGAGGCAGUGGCAAGAGGAGCAGGAGAGGAAGGUGCGAGCCCUCUCCGAAAUGGCAUGUGAACAGCUAAAGCGCUUUGAUGAGCGGAAGGAGCUACAACAUCAUAAGGAGCUCCGGGACUUCCGGGAAGUGAUGGAGAAGAGCUCCAGAGAGGCCCUGGGCCACCAAGAGAAGCUGAAAGCUGAGCAUCGUCACAGAGCGAAGAUUCUCAACCUGAAGCUGCGGGAGGCCGAGCAGCAGCGGCUGAAGCAGGCGGAGCAGGAGCGGCUGCGGAAGGAAGAAGGCCAGGCCCGCCUGCGGAGCCUCUACGCCCUGCAGGAGGAGGUGCUGCACCUCAACCAGCAGCUGGACGCCUCCGAGGCCCAGCCGCACGGAGACCUGCUAAAGCUCGACCCGGCUGCCCUCCGGACCCGAGGGAACCAGCUGUGUAGCCUUGUCUCGGGGAUCAUUCGGGCCACGUCUGAGAACGGCUUUCCCACAGCAGAGGACCAGGCUGUGGCGGAGAGAGCCCUGCAGGAAAUGCGGGACCUCCUGACAAGCUUGCAGCAGGAGAUCACCAGGGCCCGUGAGGACAAGAGGAGGCAGGAUGAGGAGGCGGCCCGAGAAAAGCGGCAGGAGUCAAAAAUGCAGCAGGGCCCGGAGGUCCCCAGAGAGGCCCCAGCUCCCAGCCAGGGCCCAGGAGGGAAACAGAAUGAAGACCUCCAGGUGAAGGUACAGGACAGUACAAUGCAGUGGUACCAGCAGCUGCAGGAUGCUUCUAGUCAGUGCGUGUUGGCCUUUGAGGAACUGACCAACAGCAAAGAUAGUCAGGUCAAAAAGAUAAAGAUGGACCUCCAGAAGGCUGCCACCAUCCCAGUGAGCCAAAUCUCCACCAUUGCAGGCUCAAAGCUGAAGGAGAUCUUCGACAAGAUCCACAGCCUGCUCUCUGGAAAACCCGUUCAGUGUGGCGGGCACUCCGUGUCCGUCACCCUGAACCCACAGGGCCUGGACUUCGUGCAGUACAAGCUGGCAGAGAAAUUCGUGAAACAAGGAGAGGAGGAGGUGGCCUCUCACCACGAGGCAGCAUUCCCCAUCGCGGUCGUGGCGUCGGGAAUCUGGGAGCUCCACCCCAGAGUGGGAGACCUCAUUCUCGCUCACCUCCACAGGAAGUGCCCCUACUCUGUUCCCUUCUACCCGGCUUUCAAGGAGGGAAUGGCAUUGGAAGACUAUCAGAGGAUGCUCGGCUACCAAGUGAAGGACUCCAAAGUGGAACAGCAGGACAACUUUCUAAAGCGCAUGUCUGGGAUGAUCCGACUCUACGCCGCCAUCAUCCAGCUCCGGUGGCCGUACGGGAGCCGGCAGGAGAUUCAUCCUCAUGGUUUAAGUCAUGGCUGGCGCUGGUUGGCACAAAUCUUAAAUAUGGAACCCCUGUCAGAUGUGACAGCCACCCUCCUCUUUGACUUCUUGGAGGUGUGUGGGAAUGCCCUCAUGAAGCAGUACCAGGUGCAGUUCUGGAAGGUGAUACUUCUCAUCAAAGAAGACUACUUCCCCAGGAUUGAAGCUGUCACAAGCUCAGGACAGAUGGGUUCCUUCAUACGCCUCAAGCAGUUCUUAGAGAACUCUGCUUUGUGGUCCGUGAGUCCCCCUUCACCUCAAGGGGCGGCACUUCAUCAUCUUCUCCUGUGCCGCCGUCCAUGCUGCCUGAGGGGAAGUUGCCUUAGGGAUGAAUAAAAUGUCCCAAGUGAGUCUGGCAUCACUAAUACAUUUCUUGCUUGCUGGCUGAGGCUCCUUCCUCAGUCUCCGUUCUGGGGAACUGGGAAAUUUGCUCCCUCUUCUCCGUGAGAACAAACCACACUUUCGGCCAGUCUCCUCCCUUUUCCUCCCAUUUGCUGGAAACCAGAGGCUCAGUGUGACCAACAGCCUGGAAGCCUGUGGUAGGUCUGCCGGGACGGCCCCCUGACUUGCACUUUCCCAUAGCCUGAGUGGGCAGAAGGCAGGUGAGAAGGAUGAGGCAGGGCUGCGGGGGACCGGGUGGUGCGGCGGAACCGGCAGCCUGGCCUUGGGCCCCUGCUGCGGUUCACACGGAGGCAGAAGGCUCCUGCCUGGUGUUGGUUUCACUCCUCCCGCUGCUGACCGCUGUUCGGACGACUUAAGCUUGCUGUCCCUCAAAGCUGCUUCCAAAUGCUCGAUGUCGGGAGGAGCGUACCCAGAAAAUCACUGUUUUCUCCCUCUUUUCCUGACCAGAAAUGUUUGCAGCGCAAGGAGAUUCCAGUCCCCAAGGGCUUUCUGACUUCCUCCUUCUGGCGUUCCUGACGGCCGUCUGUCGCCUGCCCACCAUCACCGUUUUGUUUGAGAGGGACAAUAAUAAAGCAACUGAAAACAGCUGUAUUUGGGAGAAGUCAUGUCAGAUUUAGAAAUCCACCAAUAUAUUUGUACCUGGCGCCUCGGAGAGGAGACUUCAGGGUUCCCUAAAUCUCGGGGGUCUCUUCAAAGGGUCUCUUCAAAGGCUGAAUGCUCUUUAAGGGGUCCCCAACGCCAUGGCAUUGGCGUUUCUCAUUUCUGAAGUGUGGGGAGGAGCAGUUUAGUACUUGGUUUGAUGGUUCAUCCCCUUUGUGUCUGGUGUCUUUCAGGAAGUCUGUAGUCCCUUCACCAUUUCCCUCUGAGCCCGCCCCUUCCGCUGCACCCGCCCCCGCCCCAAGUCCUGCUGUUCCUGGUCAGAGUAUGGUUAAUGGUGGAGGCCCACAUUCUCGCAUGCAGCUCCCGGUGUGGUGGUUGUGCCUUUCUCAGCUUGUGAAGUCGUUAUAAAUUCAGAGGAAAUGCCUGUAGAUGAAGAUUAAGUCCCAAAUUGUAUCAAAUAGUUUAGCAUCUGGGACUAGGACCGUUGAUACAUGUUACGUUGAAAAGGACACACUGUUGGUCCUUUUAAUUUGGAGUUUGGGCCCUGUAUGGCCAGGGACGCAUGAGUCAAGGAUGGUGGGGGGGGGGGGCUUUUUGUUUUUGAAUUUGGAUGAAGACAGGCCGAGAUGGGCCUGCAACAUUACACCUGAGCCCAGCAUCUACGAGCAGUGACUCGGGGGUUAAAUAAAAUAAAGGUGUUUGAGAGAACUUAGGAACUGCUUUAGAAUUGUUGACAUGUCCUGAGUAAAGAGCAAUAAUAGAUUCGCCUGACUAAAGCCACUACAGAAAUUCAGAGCUUGGCUGUUCAGAAAAGAAUUGAGGUUUUUUUCAGGAGAGACUCACCGUCUUUUUUACAACACGCAGCAGCUAUGGAUCUACUCUGUACUACGUGUCAUCUGCGGGGAGGUGUUCUGGGGGGCAGGGGGAUCCCCUGGUACUCUUGAGUGGCUUGAAGUGACACAUUCUGUGAAUCGUUGACUCUGGUGCCAAAAAAAACAAGGAAUAAAGCUUGAUUUUUAAAAACCCA
This is a messenger RNA of Mustela lutreola (European mink), 3929 nucleotides long. It is a transcript of the gene GLE1, whose product is annotated as GLE1 RNA export mediator. NCBI's taxonomy places the organism in Eukaryota, Metazoa, Chordata, Mammalia, Carnivora, Mustelidae. The record is from RefSeq and is a predicted model, not a curated record. Gene Ontology annotation, biological process: poly(A)+ mRNA export from nucleus; regulation of translational termination; regulation of translational initiation. Bases 89 to 2236 code for a protein of 715 amino acids. Gene Ontology annotation, molecular function: phospholipid binding; inositol hexakisphosphate binding; translation initiation factor binding. The transcript is spliced from 16 exons. Gene Ontology annotation, cellular component: nuclear pore; nuclear pore cytoplasmic filaments; cytoplasm.